AUGGUAUUGGAGAGCUUGAACGUGCAGUCCGGGAACGACCAAUCGGGAGUGCUCACAGAUAUGUUAACCCUGAAUUCAACGGUCACGAUCCUAUAUAAAAAUCCUGCAACGUUCUUCGCUGUCCACGUCACCUCCUCACCCCUCCAGCUCAGCUAUUCCCAGCUUAUCCUCGCCUCCGGUCAGAUGGAAGAGUUUUCUCAACGUAGGAAAAGCGAGAGAAUCAUUGAGACCAAUGUAUUAGGGAAUCAAAUUCCUCUGUACGGAGGCGUACCGGCUCUUUAUAGUCAACGAGCUAAACCGGACCAAGUCGUUUUGCCUCUUAACCUGACUUUCACGUUGCGAUCACGAGCCUAUGUGCUCGGCCGAUUGGUUAAGAGUAAGUUCCAUUCGAACAUCAGAUGCAGCAUCACUCUGUAUGGCGAUGGACUUGGCAAAAAACAUGAUCUCUCCAAGUCUUGUUCUGAUCAUUGACCCAUAUGAAUAUCAUAAUGAUCAGUUCAGAGUUAGAGAAGAUGAGAUUAUUUCAUGAUUUAAUCGGUGAGAUAUAGAUGUAAAGAGGGAUGAAACUGUCUUCUUCCUUUUUUUUUUAAUAUUACAUUUUUCAUUUUCAUA
Messenger RNA from Camelina sativa (false flax), 612 nucleotides. NCBI's taxonomy places the organism in Eukaryota, Viridiplantae, Streptophyta, Magnoliopsida, Brassicales, Brassicaceae. The record is from RefSeq and is a predicted model, not a curated record.